GAGGAGCAACGAAGGAAUGGACGUUGUUAGUGCUCGCUGAGUUGUGGUCAUGUGCUGUGUUAAGUGAUUUUUUUAUAAUGGAGCAACUUAUUCGAAGAAUAUUAUCAUAUAGAAUUCUCUAUAGAGGCAGAAAAAUGUCAUUAAAUUAUUAAAUUUUCGAGUAAAGUACCUCCUCGCUAGAGCAAACAGAACGAUAGCAUUUUUUUGCCAUUGAGCAGGAAUCAGCUUGCUCGUAAAAAUGGGGGUAGCCGAAGAUUUUGCUCCAAGCUUCACGCAGAAGCCACAACUGCGUCAAGAAGAUGAAGGCAACCGAUUGAUAUUUGAAUGCCGUUUGUUGGGAUGCCCCAAGCCGGAAAUUACAUGGUUUCGAGGUGAAACCCAACUAGCUGAAGAUCACAGAACCAUUAUGAAAAUACAAGCCGUUGCUACCAACACGUAUGUCGUAAUACUUGAGUUGGACGAUGUAGUCGAAAUGGACGCUGGUCUUUAUAAGGUUAAGGCGAAAAACAAAAUGGGCGAAGUGGCUGCAUCAAUCAAUUUAAAUUUCAGUCCGGUUGACGAACCACAUGAAAAACAAAUUGAUGGAUUAGCCCCGACAUUUUCAAAGAAACCAUCGAUUAAACAAGAAGAUGACGGCAAAAGACUUUUGUUCGAAUGCAUUAUUCAAGCUGAUCCAAAACCGACAAUCGCAUGGAUCCACGGUGGAAAACCAGUGAUUGAUUCUCCUAGACAUAAGCAAUAUGUAGAUAAAGAUGGACAUUCCUAUUUAGCAACUCUAGAAAUAAGAAACGUCACUGUUGAAGAUGCUGGAAAAUAUAAAGUUACAGCAAAAAAUGAAUUGGGUGAAAGUAAUGCAACAAUUAGUCUUAAUUUUGACAGUGGUGAUACUGGUUCUGGAAUGGCACCGUCGUUUAUCGAAAAACCUCGAAUAAUUCCAAACGAGUCUGGCACGCUAAUUACACUCCGUUGCAUUUGUACAGCUAAUCCUAAACCAGAGGUCACGUGGUUUAAAGGUACAAAAAUUGUCACUGAGUCUUCGAAAAUUUCUAUGAAAGUAAGCGGACAAGAAAACACAUACGAAGUGCUCUUAUUGAUACAGGAUCCAAUUGGUCCAGAUAGCGGUACUUAUAGGUGUCAUGUGAAAAACGAACAUGGCGAAAGUAAUGCGAACUUGAAUCUAAACAUUGAAACUGAUCCUGAACCGGAAGGCGAACCUCCUACGUUCAUAAUAAAACCAAGGAUACAGUCCAAAAAUAAUGGAAAAUUAAUCGUGAUGGAUUGCACUGUAAAAGCCAAUCCUAAACCUGAAGUGAUCUGGUACCACGAUGGUAAGAUAUUGAGUCAAACUUCCAAACUUUCUUGGAAAGUUGAAGAAAAAGGCGAUUCUUACUACAUAUGUUUAGAAUUAAAGAAUCCAGGCAAAGAAGAUACGGGGUUAUAUAAAUGCAGUAUAAAAAACGGGAAUGGUGAACUGAAUGCAAAUUUAACACUCAAUAUUGAAAUUAUACCGGUGAUUAAGGAAGUCCCACGUGUUGUCACGAUAUCAAAAAAUAAAAACGUUGUCAUUGAGUGUCGCAUCCAGUCCAUUUUUGAACCCCAGUGCACAUGGAAGAAAGACAACACUGUGAUUAAUGACAACGUUACAAGAGAAACAAAAAUCGAACGCGUCAAGGAUGGAGAGUAUGUGGUAAAAUUAGAAGUAAAAAAUGCAUCAUCCAGUGAUAAGGGUGUAUAUAAAUUAAUAGCUAAAAACGAAAAAGGAGAGGUGGUAUCAAAUCCUAUAGAAGUUAAAGAAGUAGCUGAAGAAAAAAUAGAAAAACCAUCUAUUGAUGAGAAACUGAAAUCAAUCCGUGCUAAUGAAGGUGAACGAAUAGAAUUCGUUUCUAGUUUAUCGAAAAUUGAUAAAUCAGUCACCGUGAUUUGGUAUAGGAAUAUGAAACAAAUAACGGAAACAACAGAUACGAUAAUAAGUUUUGACGGUAAACGAGCAAGUUUAGUUAUCAUAAAAACUCGAAUAGAACAUAGUGGUACUUAUAAAAUUGUAUUCAAAAAUUCUGCCGGCAGUGAUGAGUCAUCCGCAGAACUUAAUAUUACUGAAGCAAUGGAAGUCGACGAGAAAAAACAGGAAGAAGUUAAAGAAACUAAAGAAAAAACUGUAAAGCGAAAAUCUUCAACCACAACAAAAAAAACGGAAGAAACCGAAAUAAAUGAAAACACUCCACCGGAAGAAAAACGUAGAUCAUCUAUACUUAAAACAUCUAAUGGAAAUGACACUAAAGAAGAUGGUCAACCUGAAAUAAAAAGGCGUUCUUCUGUAUUAAAAAAAUCAACGGAAAACACGACGACUGUGUUAGAGGAAAAUAAAAGUCAAGAAAAAAGAAGAUCGUCGAUAUUAAAGAAAUCUAAUAAUGAAAAAACUGAAAUAAAAGAAAAAGAAGAAGAAGAAAUUAAGAAACCUGUGACAAAAAAAACUACUACUGAAAAAACUGAGGUUAAAGAAAAAGAAGAAGUGAAGAAACCACUGACAAAAAAAACUACUAUUGAAAAGACCGAAGUUAAAGAAAAGGAAGAGGAAAUUAAAAAACCACUAACAAAAACAUCUGUAAGUGAAAAAACUGAAAUCAAAAAUGAAGAAAUAAAGAAACCGUUGUUAAAGAAAACAACUGACAGUAAUAAUUCAUUACCGACUGAAGAAGAAAAAGUGGUCGAAUCUCAUCGAUCAACAAAAAAAACCACAGAUGAAACUAUAACUAGUAACCACACUGAAAUACCAGUGGUCCAAGACAAUGUCGAAGAAAAACGAAAACCAACUAUGUUAAAAAAUGAAAAUGAAGAUAAUAAUGGUUAUACCUCCCCGACUGAAAAUAAUAUUCAGGAUAAUUUCAUAAAAAGGAGAGGCUCUUCGAUAAAAAAGACCAAUGAUUCAAUAGAACCAGUUGAAGAUAAUAUCAAUGAGACUAAACGACGACCUUCAAUAAAAAAAACUGUUGAAAAUAAAACAUCAAUAGAAGAUAAAUUAGAAGUUGAACGUAGACCUUCAGUAAAAACACAUGAUGAUCAUACUGCUCCUGUAGAAGACAGUAAAAUCGAUGAAAGUCGACUAUCGUCGGUUUUGGAAAAGAAAACAACAGAAAGUAAAACUCUUGUGCCAGAAGAAAAACCAGCAACGAAAAAACGACUUUCUACAAAAAAGUCUGAAAAAGUGGAACCUGAACAACCAGAGAAAAAAAUGCGACCGUCGAUAGCGAACGGAACUAAAAUGGAUAAUUCACAAGAUUCAUUUGACGAGAAAUCAAUUGACGAUCGAACACCGGAAACGAGUGUAGACUACUCUAUGAUGUCCGAGGACGAAAGUUCUAUACAAGAACCUAGUAUAAAGUUGGACUCUUCCGAAGAUAAAGCUCCGACAGGCAGGCACCGAGUGCCGGAGAUCAAAGCACCGGAAAUGCCCAAGAUCGAAGUGAUCCGCGAAGUGACACCCGAGGGUGGCAGGAAGAGCUCGUUGGGACCGAGUUCUGGGCAAUCGAGCCGAAGAGGUUCGCUGAUACCGCCACCCGAGGACACCAAGGGCCGGCGCCCGAGUUUGAUAAUUAGCGACGAGGAAAAUAGAAAAUUACGGCCCGGAGAGGUCCUGGAAGAAAAAAAGGUUGGAAAAUUGCGGCCUGGUCAGGUUAUUGAUGCAAAGCGUCGUCGUCCAAGUACAGAAAUGAGAAGACCAAGCGUAGCGGAAUUGGAAGAAAAAAUUGAUAAACCAUCCACGCCGCUUAAAGAUUUUGGUGCACCAGGCCCACCAAGCAUCGUAGAUGUUGCUGAAAGUUAUUCGGCUAUUGAAGAUCAAACUGGAUAUAUGACUAUACAAGUAGAAGGAACACCAGCACCAACAUUUAAAUUUUUCAAAGGAAUCACAGAGCUCAUUGAAGGAGGGCGAUUCAAAUUUUUAACCGAUGGAGAAACAAAUACUAUUACUUUGUGUAUGCGAAAAGUGAAACCAAAUGAUGAAGGAAAAUACCAAGUAGUUGUUAGCAACAUACAUGGAUCAGAUUCGGCAGAAAUGCAACUAUACGUAUCAGAUUCUAGUGGUAUGGACUUCAGAGCUAUGUUAAAGAAAAGAAAAUACGCCAAAUGGGGCAAAGACAAAGAAGACCCGGAAUGGGGUGAAUUAAAAGAAACUGAAAUACCUGUUCCAGCGCUCAAGAAAGUUGAAAAGAAACCAGAAUCAUUUUUGAAACCGUUAGUGGAUCAAUAUGCCAAAGAAGGAAAAGACAAAAAAGUUACAUUCGAAGGAGUAUUUUCCAAACCAAAUUCUAAGCCAAAAUGGUUCCUCCGGAAAGAUGAACUAUUCGCUGGAUCUAAAUACAAAUUUAAAAACGAGGGCGAUGUAUAUCAAUUGAUCAUUAUGGCACCGAAAGUGGAAGAUACUGGAAAAUACACAAUUGAAAUAGGUGGCGUUAGUUCAACAGCAUAUCUUAAUGUUGAAGAACCGGCACCGGUUUAUACAUUUUUGCGACCCCUCGAAUCUACCACUAAUGGUUUUACAAAACACGAAACCAGCAUGGAAUGUACGGUCAGUAGUAGUAUGGCUAUUGUUGGCUGGUAUAAAGAAAAAACAAAACUAUCGGACGGUGACAAGUACAAUAUAUCAAAGGAUAUGAGUGGAAUUUGUCGGUUGACGAUAAAAAAUUGUGAACUGAAUGAUAGUGGAAAAUAUUACUGUCGAAUUGAAAAACAAGACGACAAAACUUCAUCAACACUGAAAGUCGUCGAAUAUCCAUACAAGUUUGUCAAAGUUCUCAAACAUCAACAAAUGAUUGAAAAAGACACUGUUACAUUAUUAUGUGAAUUGGAUGAUGCAACAGGUGAUGUAAAAUGGUCUAAAAAUGGCCAAGAGCUUAAGGCUGAUAAGAGAAUCCGUAUUGUGAAGGAAGGCAGAAAAAGAAAACUGAUUAUAAAUGAUGCUAAAGUUACAGAUGGAGGUCUAUUUGCGUGUACAACAAACGCUGACAAAACUGAAGCGGAACUUAUUAUAAAAUAUCAAAAUAAAUUCAACAAAAAACUUAAGGAUACUGUUGGAAUCGAAAGAGAAAAAGUGAUAUUAGAAGUUGAACUUCAAGAUCAAACUGCUCCCGCUGAAUGGUUCUUUGAUGACCAACCAAUUAAGUCUUCAGAUAGAAUUGAAAUAAAAAAUUUGGGUGGUGGUAAACAUCAAUUAAUAUUCAAUAAAUUAGAACUGAAAGACGCUGGUGCAAUUAUGUGUAAAUCAAAUGAACUCACAUCUUUGUGUCUUUUGGAAGUGAAAAAAGGUGAAGAAAAACCUGUAAUUAUAUUUGAUGAAAAUGUAGAAGGGCCUGUAUCAAGAACAAUCAGCUUUGAAGUUCCUUAUAAAGUAAAUGGAACGCGACAAUCAGCUAUUGAUGCAAAAAUUUUAAAAGACGGCAAGCCAUUGACCGCUAAAGAUGUAGAAGCUAUUGUUCAUGAUGAUAAAAUUGUAUUUAAUAUCAGAAAACCUGCACAUGCGCUUUCGGGAAAUUAUCAAAUUCAAUUGAAAAAUGAUCAAGGACAAGAUACUAAAGAUGUUUAUAUUAAUAUGCAAGAUGUUCCAUCACCACCUGAGGAUUUGGAAGUAUCAGAUAUUUUCAAGACUAGUUGUAAGUUAAAGUGGAAAACUCCAAAAGAUAACGGAGGAGCUCCCAUACUUCACUACAUAAUCGAAAGACAGGAUUUAGCCUUAAAAGGUGGAUGGCAGAAUAUUGGAGAAGUGAAAGCAGAUUCUCCAUUAGUUUAUGAUGCAACUGAUUUGACCACUAAGAAAGAAUAUAAGUUCCGCGUAAGAGCAGUAUCGAAAAUUGGAGCUUCAGAACCAACAGCCUUGGCCAAAACUGUACUAGCAAAGGAUCCAUGGGAUGAACCGAGCAAGCCAAAGGAUGUAGAAGUAGUUGACUGGGAUAAAGACCAUGCCGAUCUGAAAUGGACUAAACCUGAAAAUGAUGGAGGAGCACCUAUUACAGGAUAUGUUAUUGAAUAUAAAGAAAAGUUUGGAAAAGAUUGGGUAAAAGGAAAAGUUUUCGAUGGUGAUAUUACAUCUGCAACAAUUGAUGGGUUAAAAGAAGGAACUCAAUAUGAAUUUCGAGUACGAGCAAUCAAUAAAGCUGGUCCGGGUGAACCGAGUGAAGCAACAAAACCAAUUGUUGCUAAAUGUAGAUUCGUGAAGCCAUGGAUAAUUGGAGACGAUUUAAAAAAUAUUAUCGUGAAAAAAGGACAAGUCAUCAAAUACGACAUCAAAUAUGGAGGUGAACCUGAACCUGAAGUUAUUUGGAAAUUAAACGAUAUUGAAGUUAAACAUGAUGGUGACAGAAUUACUAUUGAUAAAUAUGAACGUAACACGUUAUUAACAAUUCGACGUGCCGUAAGAAAUGAUAGCGGAAAAUAUACUUUAAUACUGAAAAAUAGUUCUGGAACAGCUGAAAAAUCUGCUGAAGUCAUAGUUCUAGAUAAACCAUUAAGACCCGUAGGACCUUUAAAAGCUGAAGAAAUUAGAGCAGAUCACAUCACGGUGUCCUGGAAAAAACCAGAAGAUAAUGGUGGUUCAGAUAUAACUGGUUAUAUUAUAGAGAAAAUGGAUAUGGACUCUGGUCGUUGGGUAGCUGCUGGCGAGACUGGUCCAUCAAAAGAAGAAUUUACGCUCACGAAUUUAACUCCAAAAAAGAAGUAUAAGAUUCGAGUUAAGGCUGUAAAUAAAGAAGGAGAAUCUGAACCACUUGAAACAACUGAAGAAAUUCUAGCUAAAAACCCAUACGACGAGCCAGGUGAACCAGGAAAACCUGAAAUAAUUGAUUAUGAUAAUAAGAGUGUUACAUUGAAAUGGAAAAAACCAGAAUCCGACGGUGGAAGACCAAUUUUACAUUACAUAGUAGAAAUGAAAGAUAAAUUUACAUUAGAUUGGACAGAAGUCACAAAGACACCAGACAGUACUCCAGAAAUUAAAGUCGAUGGGUUAAAAGAAAAAAUGAUUUAUCAGUUCCGAGUAAAAGCCGUUAACAAAGCUGGUCCAGGAGCUCCGAGCAAACCAACAGAACCACACGUUUGCAAACACAGAAACCUAAAACCGAGAAUUGACAAAGAAGGCAUGAAAAGUAUUAUGGUAAAAGCAGGUAGAAAUCAAAAAUGGAUAGUAGAUGUUACUGGAGAACCAGUACCUACGUUAACGUGGAUUUUUAAAAACGAAACUCUUGUGAAUAACGAUAGAAUAAAAAUUGAAAAUAUUGAUUAUCAAACCACGUUGACAAUAACUAGCGCUAUUCGUAAAGACACUGGCGUAUAUACCUUAGUAGCAGAGAAUGCGUCUGGUAAAGACGAAGCAACUCUUGAGUUUACAGUAUUAGGCAAACCGGACGCUCCGAAAGGACCCUUAGAAGUGACUGAUAUUACAAAAAAGAGUUGUAAACUCAAGUGGAAGAAACCAGAAGAUGAUGGUGGAUGUCCAAUUACAGAAUACGAAGUAGAAAAAAUGGAUGUAGCAACAGGAAAAUGGGUGAGAGUAUGCAAAGUGCCAGCUAAAGAUAGCCUCAAGGAACCCGAAGUGGAAAUCACUAAUUUGGAACCAGGCAGUGAAUAUAAAUUCAGAGUAACAGCUGUUAAUAAAGAAGGAGAUUCUGAACCUCUCACUACUACCAAAUCUAUUAUUGCCAAAAAUCCAUUUGAUGAACCAUCAAAGCCUAAGACUCCAGAAAUUAUUGAUUAUGAUAACCAAAGUGUCACAUUAAAAUGGACAGCACCAGAAAAAGAUGGUGGUGCUCCUAUUGAAAAAUAUUUCAUUGAAAAGAAAGACAGAUUCAGUCAAGAAUGGGAAUUUGCCUUAGAAGUACCAGCUACAGAAUUCAAAGCUAAAGUACCAGAACUAAAAGAAAAAUCAGAACUUCAAUUCCGAAUUACAGCAGUAAACAAAGCUGGACCAUCAUCUCCAUCCGAUCCUACAAAGAUUCAUAUUGUUAAACAUAAAUCAUUAAAACCAAGAAUUGAUCGCACCAAUUUAAAAAAUAUUGUUGUCAGAGGUGGAAAAACAGUCAAAUACGAUGUUAAUAUUAAAGGUGAACCAGCACCGACUGUCAAAUGGCAACUUGUUAAUAAAGAGGUUAUAUCAGAAGGAAAUGUACAAAUUAUCAACGUGCCAUACAACACUAAAAUUACUUUGUCUGAUACGGCUCGUAAAGAUUCCGGUUUGUAUAAAAUAAUUGCUGAAAACGAGUUUGGAAAAGAUGAAGCUACUGUUGAAGUGACUGUACUAUGCCCUCCAACUAGACCUCAAGGUCCACUCAAAGUUAAAGACGUUACAAGCAGUGGAGCUAAAGUUAAAUGGGACAAACCAAAAGAUGAUGGCGGAAAACCGAUUACGGCUUAUGUGGUGGAAAAAAUGGACUCUCAAACUGGACGCUGGAUUCCAGUUGGUCGUACACAAGAACCUGAAAUGGACGUUAAAGGCUUACAAGAAGGCCACGAGUACUCCUUCAGAGUAAAGGCUUUGAACGAAGAGGGUGAAUCUGAACCAUUAGAAAGUGAUGGUAGCAUUAUUUCAAAGAAUCCAUAUGAAAUUCCUGGUAAACCUGGAACACCAAAGAUCACUGACUGGGAUGUUGAUAGAGUUGAUUUAACAUGGCAAGAACCAAAACAUGAUGGUGGAGCACCAAUCACCGGUUAUGUUAUUGAAAAGAAAGAGAAACUUUCCACGGUGUGGGAUGAAAUUUUAACUACAAAAACUCCUGCUUGUCAAGCAACUGUGAAAAAUCUAGUAGAAGGAAACCAGUAUCAAUUCAGAGUGCGUGCUGUGAACAAAGCAGGACCAUCUGAACCAAGUGAUGCUACUAAAAUGCAUACUGCAAAAGCAAAGAACUUGAAGCCAUUUAUCAAUCGAGAUAAAUUACAAAAAGUGGUUGUUAGGGUUGGUCAAGUCGUGAAAUUUGAUGUUGACGUACGUGGUGAACCACCACCAACUAUGACAUGGUCUUUCGGUAGUAAACCACUGACAAAUGGGCGUUCGGUGAAAAUUGAUAAUGAGGAUUACAAUACAAAACUCGUGUUAUCUGAUAAUACAAGAAAAAGUACAGGACUAUACAGUUUACGGGCUGAGAAUGCGUCCGGUUUCGAUGAAGCUACUGUAGAAGUUAUUAUCCUAGACAAACCAGGACCUCCAGUGGGACCACUUGAGGUUACUGACGUACAUAAAGAAGGCUGUACGUUAAAUUGGAAUAAGCCUAAAGAUGAUGGUGGCCUACCACUUACUGGAUAUUUAGUAGAAAAAAUGGAUACUACAACUGGAAAAUGGGUACCGGCUGGAUUUGUUGAUCCAACAAAAACUGAACACAAGAUAAGCGGUCUUGAACCAAAUAGAAAGUAUCAAUUCCGAGUUAAAGCGUUAAACGAAGAGGGAGAAUCAGAGCCAUUAGAAACAGAUGCUUCAAUUCUUGCUAAAAAUCCUUAUGACAUUCCGGGUGCUCCAGGAUUACCGGAAGUGAUUGAUUAUGACGAAAAUAUGGUGGAAUUAAAAUGGGAUGCGCCAAUAAGGGAUGGUGGAGCUCCUAUUACAGGAUAUAUAAUCGAAAUGAAAGGCAAAUAUGAUAGCUCGUUCGUAAAAGCUGCGGAAAUCCCAGGAAAUGUUUGCAAAGGCAAAGUUCUAAAAUUAGAAAACGGACAGCAAUACAAAUUCCGAAUACGUGCUGUAAACAAAGCUGGAAUUGGUGAACCUAGUGAAGAGUCUCUUCCUCAUAUCGCUAAAGCAAAAUUCAUGAAACCAAGAAUUGAUAGAACUAAUUUACAAAACAUAAUCAUGAAAGUCGGACACACAAAAUUAAUUGACGUGAAUAUUAGUGGAGAACCUGUACCUACCGUUACGUGGUCAUUUAAAGACGCUGAAUUGACUACUGGAAAUUCACUCGAAAUAAAUAACAUGGAAUACAAUACGAAACUAAUGAUCGUGAAAGCUUUACGUGCUCAUAGUGGUGUUUACACAAUAAAAGCCAAAAACUCUGUAGGCGAAGAUACAGCUACAUUUGACAUCACUAUCUUAGGAAAACCCACAAAACCUGGUGGUCCACUUGAAGUAUUCGAUGUGACAAAGAAUGGUUGCAAAUUGAAAUGGAAAAAACCAGAAGAUGACGGAGGAGCACCAAUUGAAUAUUAUGAAAUUGAAAAACUUGAUCCAUUAACUGGUCAAUGGAUUCCAUGUGGAAAAUCUAAUGAACCAGAAGCAAACAUCACUGGUUUACAAGAAGGAAAACAAUAUAAAUUCCGUGUGAGAGCAGUUAAUAAAGAAGGAGAAUCAGAUGAUCUAGAAGCUGAUAAGUUUAUAGUAGCGAAAAAUCCAUUCGAUGAACCAAGCAAACCUGGAAAGCCGAAACCAACGAAUUGGGAUAAAUCAUUUAUUGAUCUUGAAUGGGAAGCUCCUGAUUCCGAUGGAGGUGCUCCAAUUGAAAGUUACAUUGUUGAGAUGAGAGAUAAAGAUGAGAGAAACUGGGUUAAAGCACUCGUUCUUCCCAAUAAACGCUCUGGCCGAGUAACAGAUGUAAUUGAAGGUCACGAAUACGAGUUCAGAGUAAUUGCAGUUAAUAAAGUUGGACCGAGCAUACCAAGUGACAUUUCAAAAUCUGUUGUCGCAAAACCACGAUUUAUGGCGCCUAAGAUUGACCGCAAAAAUUUGGACAAGAAAGAAAUUCGCAGAGGAAAAUUCUUGAAAUUUGAAGCAGAUGUUCAAGGAGAACCCGCUCCUACUAUAACGUGGACUUUGAAUGGACAAGCAAUAUUAUUUAAUGAUAGAUUAACCAUAGAAAGUGAAGAAUACAAAACGACAUUUAUAUUACAAAAAGCUAAACGUUCCGAUUCAGGAAUUUAUACUGUUACUGCGAAGAACGAUUCUGGCACAGACAAAGCAGAAGUUGAAAUUGUCGUUCUCACUGCUCCAACUAAACCUAAAGGUCCAUUAAAGGUAUCAGAAGUAACAGCGGAUGGAUGUGAAUUAAAAUGGCAAAAGCCUGAAGAUGACGGUGGUGUUCCGAUAGAUCAUUACAUUGUUGAACGUAUGGAUACCGAAAUGGGACGAUGGGUGCCUGUAACUAUUUCUAAGCUUCCUGAAGCUGAAGUGACCGGUUUACAUGAGGGUAAAGAAUAUCUUUUCCGCGUAAAAGCGGUGAAUGCGGAAGGAGAAUCAGAACCCCUUGAAACUGAUUUUGGAAUCGUAGCAAAGAAUCCUUAUAAUGAGCCUGACCGUCCUGGAAAACCAUACGCUAAAGACUGGGACAAAAGUAGCGUACAUUUGAAAUGGACUCCACCUGCAAAUGAAAAUGGAGCUCCAGUCACAUCAUACAUUAUAGAAAAGAAAGAUCAAUACAGUUCUAAAUGGCAAAAGGCUGUUGAAUUAAUUGGAAAUAAAUGUGAAGGAAGAGUACCUGAUCUUGCUGAAAACAUGAAGUACACAUUCCGUAUAAUAGCAGUAAACAAAGGUGGUUUUAGUAAACCUAGUGAGCCUAGUGACCCAGUUAUCACUAAAGACAGAAAUGUUGCUCCUGUAAUCGAUAGAAGUACUCUCAAGAAUUUAACUUUAAAAGCUGGUCAGCAUGUAAAAAUUGAUGUAAAGAUUAGUGGAGAACCUCCACCAACAAAAAUAUGGUAUCAUAAUAAAGCACGUUUAGAAAGUAAAGAAAACUUCAAUGUUGAGUAUGAAGAUUAUAGAACCAAAAUUGCAAUAUCCAUAGCUGAAAGAUCACAUACAGGUGUAUAUGUGAUAAAAGCCGAAAAUGAUUCGGGCAAAGAUGAAGCAACAUUCGAUAUCACUGUAUUAGAUAAGCCGGGAAAACCUGAGGGCCCAAUAAAAAUAUCAGACGUACACAAAGAAGGUUGUUCUUUAAAAUGGAAUCCACCAGCUGAUGAUGGUGGUGUUCCUUUGAGUCAUUAUUUAGUUGAAAAAAUGGAUACUGAAACUGGACGCUGGGUACCAGCAGGAAGAAGCAAAGAACCAAACUUAACCUUAUCUAACUUAAUACCCGGUCAGGAAUACACGUUCCGUGUUUCUGCUGUAAACACUGAAGGAGAAUCUGAACCACUUGUAGCCGAUCACUCAAUUAUAGCUAAAAAUCCAUUUGAUGAACCCAAUGCACCAACUGCACCCAAGAUUGUUGAUUGGGACAAAGAUUUCGUUGAUUUAGAAUGGGAAGCACCUAUUAAUGAUGGUGGAUCGCCAAUAACUGGUUAUGUUAUAGAGAAACGAGAAAAGGGAACAUCUAGGUGGAUUAAAGCAGGUGAACUGAAAGAACCCGUGACCAAAGGUCGUGCUGAAGAUUUGGAAGAAGGAGUUGAGUAUGAAUUUAGAGUACGUGCUGUAAACAAAGCCGGACAAGGAGAUCCAAGUCCACCUAGUGCAUCAAUAAUUCCAAAACCAAGAAAAUUGGCACCAAAAAUAGAUCGUCGUAAUCUAAAAUCUAUAACUGUAAAAGAAGGAGAACCAAUUUUAUAUGACGUUAAAAUAUCAGGAGAACCAGCCCCUGAAGUUUCUUGGUCAUUUAAUAAUACUACCAUAAAUACUAAUAGUAUUUAUCAAAUUGAUAACAUUCCAUACAAUUCACGAUUUUAUCAUUCAAAUCCAAUGCGCAGUGAUACUGGAAUUUAUAAAAUAGUAGCCUCUAACAAGUAUGGUGAGGAUGAAGAAGAAGUAGAAGUUACUGUGAUUUCUAAACCCAGCAAACCAGAAGGUCCAUUAGAAGUGUCAGAUAUACACAAAGAUGGGUGUACAUUAAAAUGGAAAAAACCAAAAGAUGAUGGUGGUGAACCAUUGGAAGGAUAUUUGGUAGAGAAGUUUGACCCUGAUAAUGGAGUUUGGCUUCCAGUAGGACGUACUAAGGACCCAGAAAUGCAAGUAGCUGGCUUAAUACCGGGACACGAAUACAGUUUCCGUGUUAAGGCUUUAAAUAGUCAAGGCGAAUCAGAACCUCUUGAAACUUUAUCUACUAUUGUUGCUAAAGAUCCAUUCACCAACCCUGAAACACCUGGUGCACCGGAUAUCAAUGAUUGGAGUCAAAACCAUGCUGACUUAGUGUGGAAGAAACCAUUCAGUGAUGGUGGUACACCAAUUACCCAUUAUAUCAUCGAGAAAAAAGAUAAAUAUAGUGGAGUAUGGGAAAGAGCUGGUGAAACAAUCAACGAACAACCUCAAGGAACUGUUAAUGGUUUAGUGGAAGGCAAUGAAUAUCAGUUCCGUGUUAUUGCUGUAAAUAAAGCCGGUCAAAGUGAGCCAAGCAGGCCAUGUGCUAGCUUCAUAGCAAAACCACGAUACUUGGCCCCUCAUAUUGAUAGACGAAAUCUUAUGGAUGUAAAACUAUCAGCCGGUUCGUCAUUGAAAUUGGAUGCUGCUAUUACUGGUGAACCAGCUCCUCACGUCGAUUGGAGAUGUGGUGCAAUGCCAUUAAAAUCUGAACCUCAUGUUAACAUCGAAAUCGUAGAUUAUUAUACGAAAUUAGUUAUCAGACCCGUGAAUCGUGGUAAUACUGGCCAAUACACAGUUACUGCUGUAAACAGUUCUGGAAAAGAUACUGCAAUCAUAAACGUAGUAGUUACAGACAAACCUACGCCUCCAGUUGGGCCACUUCUAGUUUCUGAUAUACACAAAGAAGGCUGUAAAUUGAAUUGGAAAAGACCAGAAGACGAUGGUGGAACUCCUAUUGAAUACUAUUUAGUGGAAAAGUUCGACGUCCAAAAAGGCAGUUGGAUACCAUGUGGACGAUCACCAGAAACAGCAUUGACGGUGACCAGUUUGACACCGGAUAAGGAAUAUAAAUUCCGCGUAACGGCUGUAAAUUCAGAAGGUGAAUCUGAACCUCUCCAAACUGAAGAAUCAAUAAUUGCUAAAAAUCCUUUCGACGAGCCAGGUAAACCAGGUAACUUAGAAGUGACAGAUUGGGAUAAGAAUUUUGUUGACCUAAAAUGGAUACCACCAAAGGAAGAUGGUGGAUCACCUAUUACGGGUUACUUAAUUGAAGUCAAAGAUAAAUCUGGAAUAUGGGAAAAAGCAAUAACAGUACCAGCUGAUAAAACUACUGCCACAGUGCCAAACUUAAUAGAAGGCGAAUCAUACGUAUUCCAAGUAAAAGCUAUAAAUGCAGCAGGCCCAGGUGAAGCUAGCGAUCCAACCAAUACAGUUGUUUGCAAGCCACGAAAUAUGGCACCACAUAUUGACAGAACAAACUUGAAUGAUAUAAAAAUCAAAGCGGGACAAACUAUAAGUUUCGACAUCAAAGUGACUGGUGAACCGGUACCAAAAACCAAAUGGUUGAAAAAUCACAAAGAUAUACGAAUAGGCGACGGUGUAAAACAAACACACGUUGAUUACAAUACUAAGCUGAUUAUUCGUAUGGCAACAAGAGGUGAUUCCGGAACAUACAUGAUAACAGCUGAAAAUAUAAACGGAAAAGAUACGGCCUACGCUGAAGUAACAGUUUUAGACAAACCAAGUGCACCAGAAGGACCUCUAAAAGUAGCUGAUGUACAUGCUGAAGGAUGUACAUUAAGCUGGAAACCACCUGAAGACGAUGGUGGACAACCAAUUGAGAAUUACGUAAUAGAAAAGUUAGAUGAAGCACUGGGUCGUUGGGUGCCCGCUGGUGAAACUGAUGGACCAGCUACAAACUUUGAAGUUAAAGACUUGAUACCAGGCCACAAAUACAAAUUUAGAGUAAAGGCAGUAAAUAAACAAGGAAAAUCGGAUCCUCUAACCGCUAACCAGAGCAUUGAAGCUAAAAAUCCAUUUGAUGCUCCUAGUAGACCAUCAAAUCCCGUCAUCAAAGAUUUUGACAGCGAUUUUGUUGAGCUUGGUUGGGACAAACCUAAGGCUGAUGGUGGAUCACCAAUAACAGGUUACAUCAUUGAAAAGAAAGAUAAAUUCAGUCCAACAUGGGUCAAGGCCGCUGAAGUUGUUGGUGAUAUAAACAGCGGAAUAGUACCCGGAUUAACAGAAGGCAAUCAGUAUGAAUUUAGGGUACGUGCAGUAAACAAAGCUGGACCUGGUGAACCGAGUGAACCAACAUUACCUCAUGUUGCUAGGCUCAAAAAGUUGGCUCCUCAUAUCGAUCGAAACACUCUCUCAGAUAUCAAAGUCCGGGCUGGGAACAUGUUUGAAUUUGACGUAAAAGUAUCCGGAGAACCUCCACCAACCAAGGAAUGGUCUCUUAGAGGAGAUGUAAUCUUGAAAAAUGAGAGCAUUAAUAUAGUGAAUCAAGAUUACUCGACGAAAUUAAAAGUUAUUGACGCAAAACGUUCUGACGAUGGAAUAUAUUAUUUGGUGGCGAAAAACAUUCAUGGAAUGGACAAAGCUGCUGUUAAAGUUACAGUCAUAGACGUACCACAACCACCUGAAGGACCCUUGCAUGCCACUGAUGUCACAAAAAGUUCGUGUGUGUUGAAAUGGAAUCCACCGAAAGAUGACGGUGGAUCAGAAGUAACGCAUUAUAUAGUCGAAAAAAUGGAUGCCGAUACACUUAGAUGGGUUCCGGUUGGUGAGCCGUCUGGAACUUCGACGAGGAUUGAUCAUUUGAUCGAAGGCCAUAAUUAUAACUUUAGAGUUAAGGCUGUGAAUAAAAUUGGUGAGUCUUUGCCGUUGACUACAUUUGAUAGUAUAACAGCCAAAGACCCGUAUGGAAAACCAGAUAAACCAGGCGCACCUCAAGCAACUGAUUGGGGAAAGAGCUUUGUUGAUCUUCAGUGGACUCCACCAAAGAAAGAUGGUGGAUCUGAAAUCACAUCAUACAUUAUUGAAAAACGAGAAAAAUAUGGGCCUUGGGAGAAAGCUACGACAGUAAGUGGAAACAAAACAAAGGCUUCUGUGCCUAAUUUGACCGAAGGUCACGAAUAUGAAUUCCGAGUUAUAGCUGUAAACAAAGGAGGACCUGGCGAUCCAAGUGAUCCAUCGGAAGUCAUAAUCUGCAAACCCAAAUUCCUUGAACCAGUAAUAGACACUACAUUCUUACCUGAUCUGAUUGUACGUGCUGGUAAUAAAAUCAAUUACACCGUGCCAAUCGAGGCAGCACCUAGACCAACAGUGAAAUGGAGUGUUAAUAACAAGACGAUUGAGAGCAGCUCAAGAGUAGACAUACAAAUCUAUAACAGCCAAGUUAUAUUUGAAAUACCGUUUUCGGUACGAAAUGACACUGGUCGUUAUACAUUGACAUUAGAAAAUAAUUUGGGCAAGUGUUCAGCGUCUGCUAACGUAACAGUGCUAGAUCGGCCAUCACCUCCUGUAGGUCCAUUAGACGUUUCUAAUAUUAGAAAAGACGGAUGCCGUUUGACGUGGAAAGUACCCGUUGACGACGGUGGUGCUCCGAUUUUGCAUUAUAUUAUUGAAAAAAUGGACAUUUCCAGAGGCACAUGGUCUGAUGCUGGAAUGACAACAUCGUUGUUCCAUGACGUUUUAAGAUUAAUUCAUAAACGUGAAUAUUUAUUUAGAGUCAAAGCAGUUAACAGUAUUGGUGAAUCAGACGUUUUAGAAACGGAUUCCUCGAUAAUUGCAAGAAACGAAUUCGAUGAGCCAGAUGCUCCGGAGAAACCCAUUGUUACGGACUGGGAUGAAAACUUCGUUGAACUGCAAUGGGAACAACCAAAAACUGAUGGUGGCUCUCCGGUCACCGAAUUCACAGUACAAAAGAAAGAAAAAGGAAGUCCAUAUUGGGUAAAUGCCGUCACUGUACCAGGAAGAGAAACAAAGGCAAUCGUUCCAGAUUUAACCAAAGGGCAAGAAUACGAAUUUAGAGUUAUUGCCACUAAUAAGGCAGGUCCUAGUCCUCCAAGUGAUCCUUCGGACCCAAUUAUUGUGAAUAAUAGAUACUUAAAACCAAAAAUUAAAACUCCUCUGAAGGACAUAUUCAUUAGAGCUGGAACAGUUUUACAUGUAGAUAUUGAUUUUAUUGGUGAACCACCUCCAGAAGCAACAUGGACAUUAAACGGAACGGAACUAAAACCAGAUAACAGAACAACCAUAACUUCUAUUGGAUAUCACACAAUUAUGAACAAAGUUAAUUCAAAACGAUUAGACUCUGGAGUAUAUAAUUUAUUGCUUAAAAACAGUUCUGGAACUGAUGAAGGUUCAUUCAACGUUACCGUAUUAGACAGACCUGGGCCACCUGAUGGACCACUUACAUAUGAAGAUAUCACUGCCGGUUCGGUUACUCUGUCUUGGAAGGCUCCAAAAGAUAACGGUGGAAGUGAAAUUACAGCAUAUGUAAUUGAAAAACGCGAUUUGACUCAUGGUGGUGGUUGGGUACCAGCAGUAACAUACAUAAAUCCAGCAUUUACGCAUGCCACGGUUCCAAGGCUUAUAGAAGGAACAAGAUACGAAUUCCGAGUUCGGGCUGAAAACUUACAAGGAUUAUCUGAACCAUUAACAACAGCUGAACCAAUAAUCGCCAAGAAUCAAUUUGAUGUUCCUGGAAGACCUGGUAAGCCCGAAGCCAUUGAAGUUGACCAAGAACAUAUUAAAAUCAUGUGGACUGCACCUAUGAGUAAUGGAGGAUCACCAAUUGUUGGAUAUGAUGUUGAAAGAAGAGAAAGGUCUACAGCUGGUCGGUGGGCGAAAAUUACUAGAUCGCCAAUCAAGACGACCGAGUACGAUGACACUCAUGUACACGAAGGCAAACAGUACGAGUAUCGUGUAAGUGCAGUUAACGCAGCUGGUUCCAGUAAACCUAGUGAAGUUUCAGAUGUAUACACAGCGAAAUUAACAAGAGAAAAACCAAAACUUCACUUAGAUGGUCUAAUCGGUGGAAGAAUAAAGGUCAGAGCUGGAGAACCUAUUAACAUUAGCAUACCGAUAUCGGGUGCCCCGACUCCACGAAUUGAAUGGACUAUAAACGGUGAAAAACCACCGGAAACUAACCGCAUACUUUCUGUGACUGGAAGUAACUUGACUAAACUGAGAGUUGAUAAUUCAACACGUAAAGACGCUGGGAAAUAUACAAUAACUGCAUCAAAUACAUCCGGAAAAGAUUCUGCUGAUAUAUUUGUAUCAGUGGUGAGUUGCCCCAGUGCACCACAGGGACCUUUGCAAUACUCUGGAACUACACAUGAUACCGUUACGCUUGCUUGGAGGCCACCUGAUGAUGAUGGAGGCAAUGAUAUAACUGGAUAUAUUAUUGAAAUGUCUGAGUUUGGAAUGGACAAUUGGAAAACAGUUCCUGGUUUCUGUCCAAAUACUUCAUUCACGGUCAAAGGUCUAAACGAAGGAAAACGAUACGUAUUUAAGGUAAAGGCCGAAAAUAUGUAUGGUGUCUCGGAACCUUUGGAAGGAAGUCCAAUAAUGGCGAAAAGCCCAUUCGAUCCACCAGAUGCACCAGGACAGCCUGAAGUGACCAAUUACAGUCCAAACAGUUGUAGUUUAUCUUGGACUCCACCAUUUAAUACUGGAGGAAGAGCAAUUACUGGUUACAUAGUACAAAAGAGAGAAAGAGGCGGUGAUUGGGUGAAAUGUAAUAAUUACCCCACGUCUAAUACUACUUUCACAGCACAAGAUCUUAGGGAAGGAAACCGUUACGAAUUCCGUGUACUUGCUGUAAAUGAAGCUGGUAUGGGUAAACCUAGCAAGCCUAGUAAUCCAAUGACGGCUAAAGAACAAAAGAAGGUGCCCGAAUCUCCUGAAGCACCAAAACCAGACAGAAUCACAAAGGAUAGUGUAGUGUUAUCAUGGAGACCACCAAGGUUUGAUGGUGGUGCGAAAAUUAAAGAAUACAUUUUGGAACAAAAGAAGAAGGGUGAUUCUGAUUGGUCAGAAGUUAUAUGUCCGACUAUAUAUUCGACUUUGUGCACUGUUGGAAACUUAAAAGAAGGAGAUGAAUACCAAUGGCGAGUAAUUGCUGUAAACGAAGCAGGAAGAUCAAAGCCUAGUCGUCCAAGUGUAAAUAUUUUAGUCGAAGAACAAGCUAACAAACCCUGUUUGGAUUUGUCUGGUGUAAGAGACAUCACUGUGAAAGCUGGUGAUGAUUUUUCUAUUCAUAUUCCAUAUGUUGGAUUCCCAUUGCCCACUGCCACUUGGUUUAAUAAUGACCAAAUUAUAAGCGACACAGAUCCUAGAAUACACAUACAGAUGACCAGUAACUCUGUUAGUUUGGUCAUUAAAAAUUCUAGACGAACAGAUGCUGGACAAUACAGAUUACAGUUACGUAAUCAAUCUGGAUUUGAUACGGCAACAUUACACGUGAGAGUUUUGGAUAGACCACUACCACCAGAACACUUAUACGCUGAUGAAUUAAAUGGAGAUUCUUUAAUACUAUUCUGGCAUCCUCCAUUAGAUAAUGGAGGUGCUCCAAUAACAAACUAUCUAGUAGAAAAGAAGGAAUUCAAUUCAACAACAUGGCAAAAGGUAAGCAACUAUGUUGCUUCUCAGCAAUGUAAAGCUCGAAAUCUUAUUGUUGGAAAAACAUACCAAUUCCGUGUUAUGGCUGAAAACAAGUAUGGAAUAUCUGACCCUGCUAUUACUAUUGAUCCUAUAACUGCAAGACAUCCAUUCGACGUACCUGGAGCACCAGGAAUGCCAAAGGGCAUAGAAACAUCUGAAGACUCUAUUACAAUUACAUGGUCGAAACCUAGAAACGACGGUGGAUCUCCAAUUACUGGCUAUAUGAUAGAAAAACGUCUGAUUAGCGAAGAAAAAUGGACAAAAUCAACGCAUAAUAUAGUCCUCGAUACAACAUUUAAAAUACAUAAUUUAAUUGAAAAUCACGAGUACGAGUUUAGAGUAUCUGCACUUAACGCAGCUGGCCAAGGCCCGUGGAGUUCAUCUUCUGAUGCCAUUAGAUGUUGUCCACCAGCAGCCGCACCAAAAAUAACAAGUGACUUAAGUAUACGUGAUAUGACUGUAAUUGCUGGAGAAGAGUUCACUAUUACUGUUCCGUUUACUGGAAGUCCAUUACCAAAACCAGUAUGGAGUAUAAAUGGAGAAGAAAUCAUACCAGAUUCGAGAAUUAAAUUUGAAACCUCAGCGACUGAGACAAUAUUCAAAAAUAAAUGCGCUAAACGCAAAACUGAUACAGGAAAUUAUACUAUUCAUUUGGUAAACAGCAUUGGAGCAGACUCUGCAUCUUGUAAAGUUCUUGUUGUUGACAAACCAUUGCCACCACAGGGACCACUAGAAGUUACAGAUUUAACACCGGAAACAUGUUUGUUAUCUUGGAAACCACCAUUAGACGAUGGUGGUUCACCGAUCACAAAUUACAUUAUUGAAAAAUACGAAACAUCAAGUGGUUUGUGGUCGAAAUUAAGUAGCUUUGUUCGUCCAUGUCACUAUGAUAUCAUUGGAUUAGAACCAAAUAAGAAAUAUAAUUUCCGUGUCCGAGCUGAAAACCAAUAUGGAGUAUCAGAACCAAUUGAAAUGGAUUCAGCUAUAACUGCUAAAUUCCCAUUCACGGUACCAGAUCCACCGGGUCAUCCACAGAUUUUAGAAUGGGACGAAAUAAAGGCCACGUUGAUGUGGGAAAGACCCGUACAUGACGGAGGAGCGAAAAUUCAAGGAUACAAAGUCGAAUUCAAAGAUAUUACCGAAGGUGGAAGCUGGCGUACAGCCAACGAUUAUGUUGUAAAAGAGCCGCUAUUUGUCAUUCACAAUUUGUUGAACGAACACGAUUAUGAAUUCCGUGUGCUGGCUAAGAACGCCGCAGGUUUCAGUAAGCCCUCGAUUCCUACACCUAACUUCCGACUGAAAGGUAAAGCGAAACCACCGUCGAAGCCUGGUACGCCGAUCGUUCUUAAGGUUGGCAGAACCUAUGCCGAUUUGAAAUGGGAACCACCGAUUUCUGAUGGUGGUAGCAAAAUAACAGGAUACGCGAUUGAAAAAAGACAAGUAGGAGUUGCUACAUGGGUGAAAUGCAAUGAUUAUUCUGUAUUCGAUUGUAAAUUCACUGCCAUGAACUUGAUUGAGGGCGCUGACUACGAAUUUAGAGUAUUCGCUUUAAAUAUAGUUGGUAAAAGUGAACCUAGUUCGUGUACCACACCUGUGAAGAUAUGCGAGUUCGAAGGUGGAGAAAAACCAGAAUUUAUCGUACCACUUACCAAUAAAGUUGUACAGUUCGGCAAAACGAUCACGUUAAGAUGCGAGGCCACAGGAAAACCUAUGCCAAACGCUAAAUGGUUAAAGAACGGUCGUGAAAUUGUUUCGGGUGGACGAUACAAAUAUGAAUCGUCUAACGGCGUUUUUCAAUUACAUUUCCCUGAAGUAUCAGAACUUGAUGAUGGUGAUUAUACAUGUGAAUCAUAUAAUCCUGUUGGAUUUGUUACAACGUCAUCGCGUAUUAAAAUUGGACAUCCACCUAAAAUCGAACGAAUGCCAAACUCGAUCAACGUUCCUGAGGGAGAAAACAGUAAAAUUAAAAUAUUCUAUAGUGGAGAUUCAUUGGAAGAAGUCAUUCUGGAAAAGAAUGGAGUAUCUAUUCCUCAGAGUGAUCACUUUAAAUUUACUAUCUUCGAUGAUUAUGUAAUUAUAUUUUUGAAAGAAGCAAAGAAAAAUGAUGCGUCUGAUUAUACUGUAACUCUAACGAAUCUCAGUGGUAGUACCUCAGGAUCGUUUACAGUCAAUAUAUCUGGCUAUCCUGGACCACCAAUUGGACCAUUGGCCGUUUCAGAAAUAACAAAACAUUCAUGCUAUCUAUCUUGGCACCCACCAAAAUAUGACGGUGGUCUUAAGAUUACUCAUUACAUUGUAGAGCGCAAAGAUAUAAACUCUAACCAUUGGAUAUGUAUUUCUACUACAUGCAAAGAUAUACAUUUCCUUGUACAAGGUCUAACCGAAGGAAAUGAAUAUGUCUUCAGAAUUAUUGCUGUAAACGAUAAUGGAUUAAGUCCUCCGUUAGAAGGAGUAAAUCCAAUCAAAGCAAAAUCACCUUAUGAUAAACCAUCACCACCUGGAAUUCCUACUGUAACUGAAAUUGGUGGGGACUUUGUUAACUUAAGUUGGGAUAAGCCAAUUGACGAUGGUGGUUCGAGAAUACAAGGCUACAUAAUUGAUAAACGUGAAAUAGACUCCGAUACAUGGCAGAGGGUGAAUGCCGCCAUUUGCGUUACAACGCAAAUAAAUAUUUCAAAUCUCAUCGAAGGACGUCAAUAUGUAUUUAGAGUUUUCGCACAAAAUGAAGCUGGUUUAAGUUUACCAAGCCAAGCUUCCAACACAGUGACCAUAAAAGAUCCAUUAACUGCUCAACCUCCUGAAAUAAUCAAGCCUCUUCAUAAAGUCCAAGCUAUUCAAAACCAAAAUGCUCAAUUCCAAUGCGUUAUUACUGGGGUUCCUAAACCUACAAUCACUUGGUACAAGGGAGCUCGAGAAAUCACACCAAGUGCCAGGCAUCAUAUGUUCUACGAAGGAGACUCAUAUACUCUUAUUAUUAAUGGUGUGUAUGGUGCAGAUUCAGAUGAAUAUGUAUGUAGAGCCAGUAAUAAGGGUGGUAUUAAAUCAACUAGAGGAGAACUUCUAAUAAUGACACCACCGAAAUUAAAUGUACCACCUCGAUUUAGAGAUACGGCAUUCUUCGACAAAGGAGAAAAUGUCGUUAUUAAAAUUCCUUUCACUGGUUUCCCUAAACCAAAAAUUAAGUGGUACCGUGAGAACGAUGUAAUAGAGUCUGGAAGUCAUUUCGCUGUUGAAGUAUCUGAGAGGCAUGCUAUUCUUACUAUCAGAGAUGUUAGCAAGUAUGACAGCUCUCCAUAUAGAGUUGUGGCAGAAAAUGACUUAGGAGUAGACAGUGCCAUAAUUAAAAUUCAAAUCAGUGAUCAUCCUGAUCCACCAUUUAAUUUAUCAAUUGAAGAUAUUGGACAAGAUUCGCUUCUUCUAAACUGGACUGCACCUACAUGGGAUGGUGGAUCUAAUAUCACCAAUUAUCUGAUUGAAAAAAGAGAAAUACCAAUGAGUAGUUGGAUUCGUGUUGGAAACACUAGAUUCACUUCGACAGCUGUAACGGGUCUAAGUCCUGGACACGAAUAUGAAUUUAGAGUAUAUGCUGAAAACGUCUACGGUAGAAGUAAACCAAGCGAAGUAUCACCGGUUGUCAGGACUAAAGAACCCAAGAAAAAACCACCAAAAACAAAACGCUACGAAGUUGAUGAAACUGGCAAAAAAAUAAGAGGAAAAGCAGAUGGUAAUAUUAAAGACUACGACCAUUACGUUUUUGAUAUAUACUCGAAAUAUAUACCACAACCAGUGGAUAUAAAAUCACAAUCCGUUUACGAUUACUAUGACAUAUUGGAAGAAAUAGGAACCGGUGCAUUUGGAGUUGUACAUCGGUGUCGUGAACGUAAAACGGGCAACAUAUUUGCUGCCAAAUUCAUACCGGUUGCACAUAACGUCGAAAAAGAAUUAAUCAAAAAAGAAAUAGACAUAAUGAAUCAACUUCAUCAUCCAAAACUGAUAAACCUACACGACGCUUUUGAAGACGAUGACGAAAUGGUUUUAAUAUUCGAAUUUUUGUCCGGAGGCGAGCUAUUUGAGAGAAUUACGUCAGAAGGAUAUUCAAUGUCCGAAGCAGAAGUAAUCAACUAUAUGCGACAGAUAUGCGAAGCUAUUAAGCAUAUGCAUGAAAGAAACAUCAUUCAUUUGGAUAUAAAGCCAGAAAAUAUAAUGUGUCAAACAAAGAAAAGUUCCAAUGUAAAACUGAUUGACUUUGGUUUGGCAACUAAAUUAGAUCCUAAUGAGAUUGUUAAGAUAUCAACGGGAACUGCUGAAUUCGCAGCACCAGAAAUAGUUGAAAGAGAACCAGUUGGUUUUUACACAGACAUGUGGGCAGUUGGUGUUCUAGCUUAUGUGCUUUUGAGUGGACUUUCACCUUUUGCCGGAGAAAAUGACGUUGAAACCCUUAAAAAUGUUAAGGCUUGUGACUGGGACUUUGAUGAAGACACGUUUGCUAUCGUUUCUGACGAAGGAAAAGAUUUCAUCAGACGACUUUUGAUCAAAAAUAAAGAAAAACGAAUGACUGCUCAUGAAUGUUUAUUACAUCCGUGGUUGAUGGGAGACCAUUCUGAUCGUACAACUGCACUCAAUUCGUCGAAUUACAUCAAGAUAAGAGAUAAGAUUCGACAGAAGUACAGUGAUUGGGAUUCAUUUGCAGUACCACUUGGUAGAAUAUCAGAAUAUAGUGCUCUUAGAAAGCUCAUGGUAGAAAAAUAUAAAAUAUAUGAAAGCUCAUUUGAUCGACGACAAGCGGCUCCGCGAUUCGUUAUCAAACCUACCAGCGCAUUUUGUUAUGAAGGACAGAGUGUCAAAUUCUACUGCCGAGUUAUUGCCGUGGCGCAACCAACAUUGUCGUGGUUCCACAAUAAUGAAGAGCUUCGUCAAAGUGUUAAGUUCAUGAAGCGAUAUAAUGGUGAUGAUUACACGUUCAUCAUCAACAGAGCUAAGCUUGAUGACAGAGGAGAAUACAUAAUUAGAGCAGAGAAUACCUAUGGAUAUAGGGAAGAAGUAGUAUUCCUCAACGUACAACCUUUGCCGAAAGCCGCUCCAGUGUACAGGCAAGAAGUCCAACAAGUCAGAAGACGAGAACCACUAGCUAACACGUAUUAUAUCGAGGAGAAGGAAAGUGCUCCGAACUUUACGUUCUUACUGCGUCCUCGUGUUAUUCAAAUACAUCAAACAUGCAAGUUGCUAUGCUGUCUGAGCGGCACACCUAUGCCCACUAUUCAAUGGUUCAGAGGAACCAAAGAACUAACGAAACGUGAUUACACCAUCACCCAUACGGACGGUGUGAUUACAUUAGAAAUUAUUGACUGCAAGCCUGAAGACUCGGGCAAGUACCGCUGUGUUGCAACCAACAAGCACGGCUCAGAUGAAACCAGCUGCGUUGUGAUUGUAGAAGGUAUUGAGCAAAGCAAAGAGCAAGCCGAAUUGUCGCAUAAUUUACUUCACUCAGGAGAUCGCAGGUACAUCGAACAGCACCACAGGCCAGCGCCCACGGUUAUCACCACGCGCACGGCCAUCACGUCGAACGUGCACGGCACGAGUUCGGUGUCCUCGAACAAGUCCACCACCACCAGCUCGUCAACAAAGAUCAGCGACACGACGAUCAGCUCGACUGAUAGAAAGAGCGUGAAAAAAUACGGAAACAAACUGAACACAGUUGGAAGUCCGUCGAGAUCGCGUAGUUCUACUAAAGAACUAAGAUUGUCGCCCGAUGAAGCCAUGUGUCCACCGGAUUUCUCUACGCGCUUAAUUGACACCUCCAUCAACGAUGGUCAGCCAUUGGAACUCGUUUGCAAAGUAACUGGAGACCCAGAACCACAGAUAACAUGGUUAAAGAACGGAAAGACGAUCAGUUCAUCAAAUGUUUUGGAUUUGAAGUACAGAAAUCGAUUGGCGACAUUGAAAAUUAACGAAGUGUUCCCCGAGGAUGCCGGAGAAUAUAUUUGUAAGGCUACCAACUCGUUGGGUACUAAAGAAACAUCUUGUAAACUCACCGUCAAAGCCGUGGAUGUAUCCCAGAAAGAAAGCCGAAACGACUCACCUCCUGUGAUUUCCAGCCACUUAACAUCAGCAACAGUAACGGACGGCGACGCCGUGACACUUCAAUGUCAAAUUAUCGGAGCCAACAAAUUCGAUGUGGUAUGGCUACACAACCACAAAGAGAUCAAGCCCAGUAAGGAUUUCGAAUACACGAACCAGGGCAACGUAUAUACUCUGAAAAUCGCUGAGAUCUUCCCCGAAGAUUCGGGAACGUACACGUGCGAGGCGUUCAACGACGCCGGAGAAUCGUUCAGCAGCUGUUCGAUCGUCGUUCUAGGAGCGAACGAAAAGCCCAAAGACGUGAUGUUCCGAACGUUCCCCAAGUCGGUGACCGUACAGGAAAAGGAAAGCGUCGAGAUCGAAUGCGAGAUCCUCGGAAAACCAACGAGUGUGACUUGGUUCAAGGACAACGUUCCUAUUGGCGAGGACUUGAGCGUUUAUCAGUUCAUGAAAGUGGACGAUAAAUUCCGAAUGAAAAUACUCAGGGCCGUCCAUGAUGACAUCGGUCAAUACGUAGUUGAAGCCAAGAACUCUAACGGCGUUCAAGCCACGGCCGCAUUCUCAGUGAACUUGUCAUCGCUAUCCGAUUAAGUUUUAUGUUGUAAAAUCGACAUUCAAGACGAACUGCACACGAUAUGUAAAAUAAUCUACGACGAAAGAAAGUAAAAAAAAA
Sipha flava (yellow sugarcane aphid) is the source of this 26165-nucleotide messenger RNA. RefSeq names its product twitchin (gene bent). Gene Ontology annotation, biological process: protein phosphorylation. The coding region runs from base 239 to 26083 and encodes 8614 amino acids. The record is from RefSeq and is a predicted model, not a curated record. Lineage: Eukaryota; Metazoa; Arthropoda; Insecta; Hemiptera; Aphididae. The transcript is spliced from 146 exons. Gene Ontology annotation, molecular function: protein binding; ATP binding; protein kinase activity.